This is a messenger RNA of Amoebophrya sp. A25, 2615 nucleotides long. The record is from the annotation of a GenBank genome assembly. NCBI's taxonomy places the organism in Eukaryota, Dinophyceae, Syndiniales, Amoebophryaceae.
AGUUAUCAAUUCCAGUUGUUUUCUUGUCGCCGCGGAAUAAAUACACUAGCUCUACCUUCUUUUUUCAGAACAAACAAAAUGGCCUCUUCCUCUAGUUUCCCGAGUCGCGCACUCCUCACUGGAGUACCUUCGCCAUGCCGGGCAACUGUAGCCGAACGCUUUCGCUCUUUACUCGCGUCAUCUUCUGCCGCGACACCAUCGUCCUCGUCUUCCUCACCCUUCUCUGGACGAGCAGGAUGCAGGAAGUACAAAAGAGAGGAAAGUACUUCCAAAGCUUUCUCCUCCACUUCAGCUGCGGCAUCUACACGAGCAAGAACGAAAGGAUACGCAGACCACACAAGAGGAAAAACGAGGACGAGCAAUUCCACUAACAAGAAGGGGACCGGCGAGGAUACUACUCAACAAACUUCAUCCAUAGCAUCAAAAGUCACCAGUAUGCGUGUAAACACAGUCCAGGACUAUUUGCGUCUAGGAACGGAGCCGGAUUACAGGGGUCUGGUUCAGGAAUGCUUAGUGGUGGGAAAAAAGCUACUCCUAGAGUUGCAGGCGAAGGGCUUUCAUCCAAAAGAAUUGCUGUUGCCACUGAAAGAUCAUUUAUGACUUGGUUGUAUGAUGAGGCUCUGCCCCUCGUAGAAUUCGAGAUUAAUUUGCUGGUCCUCGUAUCCCUUCAUCGCUUCAUCAGCCAGCUACCGAUGUAAGCCUUCUCGCUCUUUGCAAACUGCAUUGUUUUCGCGAAGAAAAAUAUGCUCUUCUUGAUAAUCAUUUCCCUUCAUUUCCCCGCAGAAAGCCGAUUCUGGACGGAAACAAGUCCUCUGCGGACAAAGGCGAACAAGAAGGCAGCAAUAGUUCUAGGCCUCUACUAGGCGAAAAAGCGCAUGAAAGACGAAAGCACCGUCUCCAAGCCCUUCUGGAUGACUAUGGCAGGAAGGAGGCCAGUAGGGGUAGUGCGUCUUCCCGUGUUCGAGCUCCAACGUUAAGGCUUCCCCUAAUCCAUCCCUUCUGUAGGGAUCCCUCAGAUAUAUGCGCCCCAAUUAUUGAUACAGGGGAGAUACUGACGCAUAUGUUUCAGGGAUUUCCACAGGGAUGAAUAGGGGAGAGCUCUAACAGCGGAAGAUGAAGAACCGAGAAAAGUCGUGGUUGACAAAUUAGCGCGGAGAGCACAGGAGAAUGAAGAUUAUGAUUUUGGUUUGUGAAGGUUGCAGAAGGGGGGUACUUUGAUUAAUAGGAUUGGGUAGGGGUACUAGGCGGAUCGACGUCCUGGAACGCAUUCAGAUGACAUUUGAUGAAGUUUCUUCGGGCUCCAACAGAGCACCAAGAAUCAUCAGUAUGCUCUGCCUCCGCGCUCCCCUUCAUCAACUUCAUCCAUCUAUUCUAAUGCUCGCUUCUCCGAUCCCAGUUUCCGCAAACAGAGAAAUUUCUUCGUGUGGAGGAUAAACCGCUAAGGCGUAUCGCACAAAUGCGAGAUUACAAGAAUGAACUUGUUGCUCGCUUACCGAUUCCAGCUGGGGAUUCCUUGCCUCAUUUGCCGCAUCCCAAAUUAGUCCUAGCUUUGGAGAAUAUCACAGACGCUGGCGAGUUAGGCACCAUUCUGCGUUCAGCGUUGGCGUUCCAGUGGCAUGGGGUGUUUUUUGUGGGCACGAAAAACGCGGAUCCAUGGUCCCCUGAGUGCAUAAGAGCAAGCCAAGGCGCGAUGUGGUCUUUGCCGUACAUGCGGUCGACGAAUCUAGAGAAGUUUCAUCACACGUAUUGCAAAGAAAAGGCGCUGGAAAAGGAUAAGUUGGCGUUGCUAGUUAUGAAAGAAGAAGAAUUUGAUAUGGGAGAAGAAUUUUUGCACGCUGGCGGAGAGGACCAUCAAGCUCAAGGGAUGCAAACAGUAGGGAACGAGAGUAAAACCAAAGGAAACAUCAACAAUCUUCGACCAUUGCGCCUUCAUCGAUUGAAGGUUCGUGAUUUUCUUUCUCCACGUAGCAGUACUACAGGAGAACAAGACGACCCUCACGCUGCUUUCGGUAGCACUAUGGCCUCAGCGAUACCAGGUAAAUCUUCAGCCAAAAAACUGACAUCAACAGCAGAAUUAGCCUCCAAGGUCCAUUUUCUGGAUGACAGGUCAAAGCUUGGAGCUGCCUUUGAGGGUGUAGUCUUGCAUUUGCGAGGUCGGACUGCCACAGGCAAGGCACCAAAUCAUUUUAUUCGGGUAACGCCUUCAAGCUCUUCGAUUAUAGAUGCAAGUGCGAGUAUGAGCAGCACGGAUGAAGGUGGUAGCAUUACUAGAUGUGGUUCUGCGGUAACAAGUAGCUUCACUCCAACACUCCCACUCGCAGUACAGGCCUCGAUGCUACUCUACCAGAUUCGUACGAAGCUAUUACCACACGCGCCGCAAACAGGACACAUCGCAUGAAGAAAAGCAGGGCUGAGGUUUUGUUAUUGUGCGUGCAGGUACUGAGAACAAAUAUGAUGAAGAUACGAAUUGGAAUAGAACGAUUAUGAUGUUCUUCUGUGCGCGAGCGCAACUGCCCAUCAAAUGUUAUCGGGAAAUGGGACUUUUUAGGAAGUCAUGUUUUACUGAAAUGAACCUUUGUAUUUUUGUCAGCACUGCAGCUAAGCUGUCCUCCGAU